AAAUAACUCUCUGUCUAUUGUCUUUCAUCUUUUUCUAAUUAUUGUAUCAUGUCCUGGUUCCAACGCAAAGGCAAACAAGCCGCUCACGCAAUUCCACCUCCUCAAUGGGCGCCUGCACCAGAAACAUCUCAUGUUUUCGGUCUCUUGCACGAAGCUACGGACGACGAAUACACAGCAGCAGAGAAAUUCUGCGCAAACAAUCCUCCAGAAGCCCCGAGACUGCUCCCCUCAGAUGUCGUUGACAGAAUCGCAGCUGAGGGUUGCAGAGCCUGGGGCAUCGUUACCCCGCCUAGAUCACGUUUCGCUGGGCGGGUACAGAACGAUAGCAAGGGAGGACCGGGAGUGGUCAGGGUGGUCACAGACACUGCUUGUCAGGACACAUGUCUGUUGAGCGAUCUGCCUUUGAUGGCAGGUCUAUAUGACAUUCAAGGCAAGACGGGUAUGUACUACGAAAUAAAGAUUAAUAGGAUGGACGGGAUCAUAGCUGUCGGUACCUCCUGCCGACCUUAUCCCUCUUGGAGACUUCCAGGAUGGAACAGACUAAGCGCGGGCUUACAUCUCGACGACCUUCGUAAAUUCUUCGAAGACCCCGACGGAGGAAGAGACUACACUGACGCACUCAGUCGCAUCGUAUCUGGAGACACCAUCGGGUGUGGCUACGAAUUCUCCACCAGCAGUAUAUUCUUCACGUAUAACGGUUACCGACUACCUCCCGCUUUUACUGGGGUAUAUCUUCCCAGACAUCGUCACGAUGUUUACGCCGCUAUCGGUGUAGAGGGUCGCAACGAGUUUGAGGUGAAUUUUGGUGGUGAUGUGUUUCGGUGGAAGGAGGCGAAUGAGUGGCAAUGGAGAGUCGAAGGACAUGUUGGACGCUUGACUGGGUCUUCUGGGAGCGCAGAUGAUGAGUUACCUGCUUAUAGCGUCGUCCAGUGAUACAGCCGGUUGUUUUUGUCCGCUAGAUUACAUCGUAAUUUGCACGAUAAUAUGCGCAUUAGGGUUCUUCAACCCAUACGUAAUGUACCACCCACGACGAACCGAACAAGGGAGCCGAAGGGUAUUGUAUAUAUAAUACACUAUCAUUGUUUCCCAUUUUAUGAUCUAGUCGCCAAGAAUCCUGUACCACAGAUGAACACAACAAUUGUCCAGUCUGCAAUUUCGUGGUUCAGAUCUACCUCAUCGGGUCAAAUAUCAUCAGAGGCAUCGAUGGAAAACGCGUCAAAGUCGCUUGAGUCCACUGAACCGCGGUGGAAAGAUUCCCUCGAAAACGCUAUAGAAAAGACAAAUAACAAGUAUUCAGUUUUGCAACCAUUGAAGACGGCAGCCCUCGUAAUCGUUCUAUCACCCUUAGACAAUUCCUCGUGCCGAAAAAAGCCUCUUCCCUUCCCCUGAUCGUCUGCACAGCAGAUGUACGAUCACCCAAAAUCGACCAAAUCACAAGCAAUGCAGAAAGCGAAUCUAUCUUCUGGUUUCUAGACAUAUUGGAGCAGUACCGAAUCAGGGGACUAGUGGCCGUCAUGCCUCACCCAUCUCACCCACUUCACUCGCAAUUCCCGAGCACCAGAGGCCCUGCGUUACAAGCUUUAAAAGAUGAGAACUUUGAUUGGGAAGCUUUUCGUCUCGAGGUAUUCA
Serpula lacrymans var. lacrymans S7.9 is the source of this 1629-nucleotide messenger RNA. RefSeq lists its product as uncharacterized. The transcript is spliced from 3 exons. The coding region runs from base 49 to 933 and encodes 294 amino acids. Gene Ontology annotation, molecular function: protein binding. NCBI's taxonomy places the organism in Eukaryota, Fungi, Basidiomycota, Agaricomycetes, Boletales, Serpulaceae. The record is from RefSeq and is a predicted model, not a curated record.